CUCGGCGGAGGUCCGGGCGGGGGCCAUGGGCACCAUGGCGGGCGGGGCCGGCGGGCCCUGCGGCUGCCCGGGCUGCACGGCUACGCGCGGAGUUCUCGCCGUACUGGCCGGGGCGAGUGGCCUGCGCCGUCGCGCAGUACUACGGCAUGGCAGGUUGUGGAACUCUGGCAGUGCUGGAGCAAAAUGAAGCUGGGAUUGUUCUGCUGAGGAGUUUCGACUGGAAUGAUGGCCUGUUUGAUGUGACAUGGAGUGAGAAUAAUGAACAUGUGUUGAUCACUUGUAGUGGAGAUGGAUCUCUGCAAAUCUGGGAUACAGCUAAAACCAAAGGUCCACUGCAAGUCUAUAAAGAGCACACUCUGGAGGCAUAUAGUGUUGACUGGAGCCAAACUAGAGGAGAGCAGCUAGUGGUGUCUGGUUCAUGGGAUCAAACAGCCAAGCUGUGGGAUCCAGCUGUGGGGAAGUCAUUACGCACUUUUAAAGGCCACGAAGGGGUCAUUUACAGCACUAUAUGGUCUCCACACAUCCCAGGUUGUUUUGCAUCUGCCUCAGGUGAUCAGACUUUAAGAAUUUGGGAUGUGAAAGCCCCAGGAGUCAAACUUGUGAUACCAGCCCACCAGGCUGAGAUCUUGAGCUGUGACUGGUGCAAAUAUGAUGAGAACUUGCUGGUGACUGGUGCAGUUGACUGUAGCUUAAAAGGCUGGGAUUUGCGGAACAUCCGGCAACCAGUGUUCGUCUUGCUGGGUCAUACCUAUGCUAUCAGAAGAGUAAAAUUUUCACCAUUCCAUGCAACCUUAUUGGCCUCUUGCUCCUAUGAUUUUACUGUAAGAUUCUGGGACUUUUCCAAGCCUAAUCCUUUGCUGGAAACAGUUGAGCAUCAUACUGAAUUUACAUGUGGACUGGAUUUAAGUCUUCACAACCGUGGUCAGGUGGUGGACUGUGCUUGGGACGAACUGGUCAAGAUCUAUACUCCAUCAUGUCUGGCAGUUCCUGUUUAGAGGAAAAGUGAUGAUCUCACACACCAGGAACCUUUCUCUCUUUCAGACUUGUGCUAAAGUGUCAACUGUAUCACUAAUCUUAGUGUCUCUUUUUAAGUGAAACUGCUUGAAUGGAGUGUUGUGCACUUAAACAUGUGGAGAUUUUAGGGCUUGGUUUACUGUACGGGUAGUACUUGAACUAGCAAAAUGUUUAACAGCCACUGAAUGGCUGAAGAGUGGCCAUAGCAGAUAUGAGUGGUGUCUUUAGAGUCAAGUCACCCAUGCAGUUUUGUGAUCUGUCUGGCUAAUGAUGAGAGCAGAGGCCUGAAUCUUCUUGUUCGUUAUAAAGAAUAAAAGUAACUGGCAGUGUAUUUUGAUAAUGUCACUGUAGAAAAGAAAAGAAAGGGGGGGGAAAGAAAAGAAAAUAAAGGCUUUUUCACUGUAAA
Messenger RNA from Manacus vitellinus (golden-collared manakin), 1420 nucleotides. It is a transcript of the gene PEX7, whose product is annotated as peroxisomal biogenesis factor 7. Gene Ontology annotation, molecular function: protein binding. The transcript is spliced from 10 exons. Gene Ontology annotation, biological process: protein import into peroxisome matrix. Lineage: Eukaryota; Metazoa; Chordata; Aves; Passeriformes; Pipridae. Gene Ontology annotation, cellular component: peroxisomal matrix; cytosol. Bases 147 to 995 code for a protein of 282 amino acids. The record is from RefSeq and is a predicted model, not a curated record.